Fusarium odoratissimum NRRL 54006 is the source of this 1905-nucleotide messenger RNA. RefSeq lists its product as uncharacterized. The transcript has 4 exons. Bases 130 to 1629 code for a protein of 499 amino acids. The record is from RefSeq and is a predicted model, not a curated record. Lineage: Eukaryota; Fungi; Ascomycota; Sordariomycetes; Hypocreales; Nectriaceae. Gene Ontology annotation, molecular function: heme binding; iron ion binding; monooxygenase activity.
AGCGAUGUUGAAUUAUAAAUGCCUUCGCUUACUCGGUAAUUGAAGUAUCAACUGUAUAAAUCGAGAGCCUAGCCUUAGAAUUCAAUAGCAGUCUCGACUUUCUCACUUAUAAUCUUCCUACCUAUCGGCAUGAGCGGCUUGUUUGAUAACAUUUCGGACUUCUCUCGAGAAGCUCUCCUCACAGUGCUCUCACUAUCGUUAUGUCUGCUUUAUUUAUCAAUUAAAAUUAUCCGUCGUUUACUCUUCAGUCCACUUCGACAUGUCCCCGGGCCAUCCUCUACCAAGCUCACUGGAGCAACAGUUUGGCUGAGUACCAUACAAGGCCGUCGCGUUUACAAGCUGGAGGAACUACACAGGAAGUACGGUCCUGUUGUACGAACUGGUCCGAAUGAGGUAUCAAUCAGUAACUGGAGACACCUGCGCACCAUCUAUCUCAAUACCAAGGGAAUGAUUAAAAACCCAGACUUCUAUGAAGCUGCUACCUUUGUGGGUAAAGACAAUAUUUUCCAGAUGAUAAAUGUCCAACAACAUGCUGCACGAAGAAAGAUGAGCAGUCCCCCAUACUCACUGCAGUCCGUUGCGCUGCUCGAUCCCUUGAUAAAAGGCAAUGCCCAACGUCUCGCGCAACGGCUUAGAAGCGGCACAUCAUCUCCCGUCGAUGCCUACACACUAUGCGGUCUCUUCAGCCUUGAGGUAAUAUGCCAAGCUGGCUUCGCAAAAGACUUCUCCAACGACAUCAAUGGCGCAGCUGCUCUCAAACUACUCCAAGCAAUGGAUGGAAGCGCCCUUACAUUGCUCUUUGACGGCGCCCUUCCUUUUGUAGCCAGAUUUGACAUCGGUUCCAAAUUGCCAGGCGCCAUUGGUGACUCAUAUCGUAAACGAGAUUACUGGCGGGAGAAGUCUUAUGAGAUGGUCGAUCACUUUCUGGAGAAGAGUACGGAUGAUGAGAAGUAUUUGCUUACACCUCUUGCGACUGGGGUUGAUGGAUACCUGGGGCGCAAACUUACUCAUGAAGAGCUUGUCGAGGAAGCUAUGGGCUAUAUGUUUGCUGGCUCGGGUACUACAUCGUCGACAUUGACAUACUUGCUGUACGAGCUCUCGAAGCCGGAGAACGCCGCUAUUCAGGAGCGAUUGCGCACGGAAGUAAUGGCAAUACCUGAUGAUGAUAUUGUGGUCAUCAGAAACAACGCAUACAUCAACGCAAUCAUCAAAGAAACCCUCCGCGCUCAUCCAACAAUCAUCUCAACCCUACCUCGUCUACUCACUGAGCCUAUGACGCUCGGCCAGUACACUCUCCCAUCAGGCACGGUUGUCGGAAUGCAGAAUUGGCUUCACCACCAUGAUGCCUCAGUCUUCCCGGACCCAGAGAGAUUCAUCCCUGAGCGAUGGCUCGCCGAGACUCCAGAGAUGAAAUUUGCUCUCACACCGUUUAGUCUUGGUAAGAGAAAUUGUAUCGGCCAGAAUCUUGCGUGGCAGGAGCUUUAUUGGGCUGUAAGCGAGGUCAUGCGAUCAGGGUUGAGGUUUAGAGUUGCGGAAGAAAUGAAGGAUUGGGAGAUGGAGAUGGAGGAUCGGUUCAAUAUAGCUCCGCGCGGGAGAAGGCUCAUGCUUACUGUUUCGCCGGUCGAUUAGGAGCGGGUUAUUGUCGGAAAAUUGGGUGACUGAAUGGAAAUGGACGGUGAUUGGCUUACUCUCGCUAAAAUAGCAUGACGUUGAGCGUUUUCGAGGUGCGCUAAGCGACCAGACUGUCUUUAUCUUAUGAUAGUGAAUACCAUGGGUUUGGGACAUGUGAUACAGAUCGUGAUAGUUCAUGACGAUAUUUGAGACUCAUAUAUGAUCAAUGAUGAAGAAUUAUAUUAUACAGGCCGUGUAUAUCUAUCUAAUCAUGCAUUUUGAACGCCAAAUUCC